Molecule: messenger RNA, 1153 nt
Organism: Musa acuminata subsp. malaccensis (wild Malaysian banana)
Lineage: Eukaryota; Viridiplantae; Streptophyta; Magnoliopsida; Zingiberales; Musaceae
Product: soluble inorganic pyrophosphatase 6, chloroplastic
Biological process (GO): phosphate-containing compound metabolic process
Cellular component (GO): cytoplasm
Molecular function (GO): magnesium ion binding; inorganic diphosphate phosphatase activity
Source: RefSeq, a predicted model, not a curated record
ACCUCAUCCCUAACGGACUAAAGCAGCGGUGGUGACGGCCUCUCCGUACUUCUCCCAUUCGGACCACCUCUCGACUCCCAGAGCUAUGGCGGCUACCGUAUCCGCCACCCGCUUCACCGCCGUAGCCGCCGGUGCUCUCCGGGGACUGCGGUGGCGGUGCUCCCCUCCGGAUCAUCACGCCUUGCUAUUCUCCAAGAGGCCCGGAGCCGUCUCACUCAAUCACCGGCGCCGCUUCGUCGCCCCGUCCGCCCUCCACAAGGCCGACAUCCAGGCCAAGGACGAGGGCCAGCCGGAGACCCUCGACUACCGGGUCUUCUUCCUCGACGGCUCCGGCAAGAAGAUCUCGCCGUGGCACGAUGUGCCCUUGCACUUGGGCGACGGGGUCUUCAACUUCGUGGUGGAGAUCCCCAAGGAGACGAGUGCGAAGAUGGAGGUGGCCACCGACGAGCCGUACACGCCUAUAAAGCAGGACACCAAGAAAGGGAAGCUUCGAUACUACCCGUACAACAUAAACUGGAACUAUGGAUUACUUCCACAGACGUGGGAAGACCCAUCUUUUGCUAAUGCAGAAGUCGAAGGGGCUUUGGGAGAUAAUGAUCCAGUUGAUGUUGUUGAGAUAGGUGAAAGACAGGCUAAGAUUGGUGAGAUUCUCAAGGUGAAGCCCUUGGCUGCUUUAGCUAUGAUUGACGAAGGGGAACUUGACUGGAAGAUUGUUGCUAUUUCAUUGGAUGAUCCUCGAGCUUCACUUGUAAAUGAUGCUGAUGAUGUCGAGAAACAUUUCCCGGGAACUCUUACUGCUAUAAGAGACUGGUUCAGAGACUACAAGAUACCGGAUGGAAAGCCUGCUAAUAGAUUUGGUCUUGGCAACAAAGCUGCAAACAAGGAUUAUGCUUUGAAGGUUAUUACCGAGACAAAUGAGUCAUGGGCUAAAUUGAUGAAAAGAUCGGUUGCUGCUGGAGAACUGUCACUGGUAUGAUUGCCCAAAUGAAGAAGCCAGGAGGCUAUUUUUUCUAUGUUUUCCAAGAGUUUAAAUGUGCUAUUGCAGAUUUUUAUUUAAACUGAACCAAAACAUGGAAUAAUUAUAGAGUGAAUUGCAUUCCUUGGGGACAAACUUCUCCGGUUCGACAAAUAUAUGGUGUUCAUCUUUUCUUGA